AGCGCCGCGAGUCGCCGGCGGGUGUAUCCGCGCGCAGCCGGGCCUGCUCUCGGCGCGUCCCUCCGUCUGUCCGUGCGUGCCCGCCGCAUGGGGCGGGCGCCGGGCUGAGGCGCGGGAGGCGCCCGCUGACCCCCCGCCGCCAUGCACACGGGGCAGAAGGACACCACGUUCACCAAGAUCUUCGUGGGCGGCCUGCCCUACCACACCACGGACGCGUCUCUGCGCAAGUACUUCGAGGGCUUCGGCGACAUCGAGGAGGCCGUGGUCAUCACGGACCGCCAGACGGGCAAGUCCCGCGGAUACGGCUUCGUGACCAUGGCAGACCGAGCGGCUGCCGACCGAGCGUGCAAGGAUCCCAAUCCCAUCAUCGAUGGCAGGAAAGCAAAUGUGAACCUGGCGUAUUUGGGGGCCAAACCGCGGAGCAUUCAAACCGGUUUUACCAUAGGUGUGCAGCAGUUGCAUCCAGCCUUUAUUCAGAGACCCUUUGGGCUAACUCCUCACUAUAUUUAUCCUCAAGCAAUCAUUCAGCCCAGCAUGGUCAUCCCUACCCCUGUGCAGUCUAUCACGUCUCCCUACAUAGACUACACCACUGCAAGCCAAGCCUAUACCCAGUACACCACAGCUGCCUACGACCAGUACCCCUACGCCGCCUCUCCCGCUGCUGGGUUUGUGGGAUACGGCUACCCAAGCACAGUCCAACCGCCCCUCACAGCGAGCAAUCCAGCAGCACCCACCACCGCUUUUGUUCAGUAUCAGCCCCAACAGCUGCAACCUGACCGCAUGCAAUAAGGGUCCAGCCCUGGCAUCUACCACAUAGGACAAUCUUACCAUGGAAGGAUACAAAAAAAGCAAAAAACAAAAAACGAAACAAAAACCAAAAUAAACAAACAAACAAAAAAAACAAAACCCAAGAAAAACAAAGGGAAAAAAGAAUGAAAAGAAACGAAACCCUUUUAGGUGCGUAUGAAUACCUAAGCUAUUUAUAGUGUUAAGGGGAACCUGAAUCCUUGCAAUCUGGCUACACUCAUGAAGAAGGACUUCCGGUAAGUUUGGACAUAGAUCAUCUUGAAGACGUACUUUAAAGUCUCUGAAACGUUAGAAGGAAAACUACAGUUUCUUGCACACUUAGUGGUCUGCUUCCAUCGUCUGUCCUCUCCUCAUCCCCUCACCUGAUCCCCUCCCAUCCAUCAGUUAUCCCCACCCCAACUCCCUUUGCCACCAUCAGACCUGCAGUCCUCUUCUUUACUAUCGAGGUACGCACGGUACUUGGAGAACAGUGGGGGGAGGGAAAGCGAUCUUAUUUUUUUGGUUGUACAAAAACUUUGUAAUACUCAGAGAUGCCUUACAGAAAAAAAGAAAAAGAAAACUAUUUUUUAAUAUUUAUUGCGAUUUUAUUCGCAUGAGCUGUGAAUUACAGACAGAAGAAGAAUAGUAAGUAUCUGCCUUGUUUAAUUCUCAUUUUACUAAAUUAUUGUAUGUAGGUAAAAGUUCCUAAUUGCUGAAUCACUUCAACAUGCAAAAGGGAAUAUUGGCUUUGAGGAAAGCAGAAUAUUCCUUUAGUCGACGCACUGUAAUAUUUUCUUAUUGUAAUUGUUACUCUGUUAAGAUUAUCUCAAAUUUAGGUAUAUUUUUAAAAUGGGGGGGGAGGGGGAAAGAAACAACCAACCAAGAACACCGAACAUAUUGUCUACUUUGAUAAAUCUUUUGUUAUAAUGCUGCAAUUUAUGGAGACAUUUACAGUAUUUAUGUAAAUCUAGAGUUUUCAGGCUGUUGUCUGGUAAAACUAAGGAGAAUGUCAGGAAUGGAUUAAAAAAAAAAAGAAAAAGCUGUUAGAUACUGAACAAAUGGGCGGACAUAACACUUUUAUACAUAUGGUACAACAGCCAAAUAAAGAAAGGAAAACAGACAACGCAAGUCAAGUGCAUUUUUACAAAGAGCAAUAAACUAGUUUGACUUUUAUUCAAUGCUACAUUGUAUGUUCUAGCCAAAUAAACAUGGUAUUAAGGACAGAAUGAAUUUGGCCUGAAUUGGAUACACUGGUCUUAUAAUUGUUAUAGCUGUGCUGGGCCAGAUCCUAAGAGCUUCUGAACCACCUGCAGUCCCUUUGGCAUUUCUCAGAAUUUAAAGAGCAGCUUCCAAUAACUUUCACUGCAGCCACAUGCCUGUGAAAGGGACUUGGCUCUCACCUACUUUUUGCACUCCUGUGUGUUACCUUUCGCACCAAUGCAGAAUGGAUUCAAAGCACUACUAUUCUGAUUUGGUAGCCUUUCCCUAUGCCCUGGUGCAAAACAGUGAUGCAGGAUGAGAGCAAAUGGCAAGGAAUGCUAGAUCGGACAAAUACAAUCCUGGCAGGACUUUCAUGGUAUCGCAAAGAAACCAAACAAAAUUUUCGUUCUGUUAUUAUUUUUAAAAAAAACUCCUCUCUUGAAAGCCGAAUCCAUCCAAAAGUGUGAUCUGCCAAAAUUCUGUCUCGGGUGAGGGCUGGGUUUCCAAGAGGUUCUUCGUUGGCCGGGCUGUGCACGUGCCGGAAUUGGUGCUGGCCUUGUGGCAUGGUGGCUUCUAGAGCCCUGGGCCUCCUUUGCACUGGUCAUCUCGUUCCAUUUGAUUUUUUUCCCUUUUGAGUUUCUUUAAAUAAUUUGGUUUUCAAUUUUUGACUCUUGAAAAGAGAGUCCUAAAAUAUGUUUUUAAAAGUAAAUAAAAAUAAUCUAUUUAAA
Messenger RNA from Alligator mississippiensis (American alligator), 2714 nucleotides. It is a transcript of the gene RBM38, whose product is annotated as RNA binding motif protein 38. Lineage: Eukaryota; Metazoa; Chordata; Crocodylia; Alligatoridae. The transcript is spliced from 4 exons. Gene Ontology annotation, cellular component: cytosol. Bases 142 to 789 code for a protein of 215 amino acids. The record is from RefSeq and is a predicted model, not a curated record. Gene Ontology annotation, molecular function: RNA binding.